Daphnia pulicaria is the source of this 2243-nucleotide messenger RNA. RefSeq names its product E3 ubiquitin-protein ligase DCST1-like. Bases 1 to 2148 code for a protein of 715 amino acids. NCBI's taxonomy places the organism in Eukaryota, Metazoa, Arthropoda, Branchiopoda, Diplostraca, Daphniidae. The transcript has 2 exons. Gene Ontology annotation, cellular component: membrane. The record is from RefSeq and is a predicted model, not a curated record.
AUGACGUCGCAAACGGAAGCUCAAGCGGAAGUUCCCAUUCUACAAAACGAUGAAGCAGCAUUGGAAGUAAGGCAAGGUCAGCAGUAUGUAAAACGGACGUCUUCCGCAUCUCAAACCAAAUCUAAAGAAGAAAAUAAACAACUGACGACGGCGUAUCACGUAUUAAAAUUAAUAAUUCUACCUUUGUUGGUUGGAACAGUUUUCUUUUUCUUACUGCACUAUCGCCACAACAUCGAAGACAGGGUGGCCGGAAUCACUGGUGGAGUUGUUGCUAUUGGAAUUUCAAUCCUAUUGGCAUUUUCUCAAUCAGCUCGCUGCAUUGUAUCCCUGCUCAUUCCUUCGUUAGGAACGCGAUUAGGGAAAUCUUCUCUAUUGGCCUUGUUGGCAAGCAUGCUCUUAGCCGGACCGGCCGCUAAUUUGAAUUACAACUUUAAACAGACGACUCAGUCACUGAUUUGUUUCGGUGAAGCAGCCUUUAAUCAAACAAGAUUGGCAUCGGAACGCUACACAGAAUCGAUGAGAGAUAUGAGCACACAAGUAGGAGAUAGCUUGGCCAAUUAUGUAAAUUUGGUCGAAUCAGUCCAGCACUCAAUUGAUUCCUUUGAUGAUUUCCUAAAGAAGACUUCAGAUUCAUUCGAUUCGACUCUCAACGACCUCAAUCUUCAAAUGAAUCGAUGCCGGGAGACAAUGACAUCGGUAAAUGGUAAUUGCCAGACGAAAAUGGACAGCCUGAAGAAGGAAUGCAUUAAUUUGAUCAAAGGUCGAGGGGUUUUUCGAAGGAAGAAACGAAGCUGGUUACCCGAUAUCAUUACCAACGUUGGUGAAAAUGUAAUCAACGAAGUUAAGAAAAUCGGGUUGGAUGUUGCGGAUCAUGUCGACAAGGUCAAAUUGACGGACGUUUGUAAUUUGUUUUCCUCUGAUUUGUGCAAGUUUACAGCGGAAAUAUGCGGUGUAAUAAAAAAGGUAGGAAAUAGGACCCUGUCUCCUUUGUCAGGCAUUCCGCAAAUCAUCCGGCCAUUAAUAGGCGAAUUAAAAAUCGGUGCAUCUUAUACUCGUCAACUAGAGUCCACGCUGAACCACACAAGCAGUUUUGAUGAAGUUAAACGGAACGUGAAGUCUGAAAUCGGAUACUUUUUAGAUCGACUUUUGUGGACUAUAGAGACGCUGUUAACUUACUUUAGCUUAAUCACCCUGGUGGUGGUUGUCAUCACAUCCUGGCUGUACCACUUCCGUUUCCAGCACAGUCUAAUCUUUGACAACAUUUACAUCAAUAAAGAUAUUAAGACUUACGACUCCUCACGCCAAUCAAAUGAUCCCUCGUUAUUCCCACUUCAAGGGUCGGCAGAAAAAAAGGAAGUGAUUGACUGUCUAUCUCUAGCACUGUCUACUUGUGAAAAGAAAUCACUUUUGAAAAGUCUACUAGUUUACUGCAUUGUUAUAAUCUUAACCACCAUUCUAAUUUUAGUCGACUGGGUUCUUUAUCAAGUGACAGAUAUUCUCCGACGGAAUGGACGGACGACUCUUCAAGUUGGAGUGGAUUCUGAGCAAAAAUUCAAAGUGGAAGGUCGAGGGUUUAUUUCGAGCAUUUUUAGAUUCCUGUUCAAAGAAUUCGACUACCAAUCGAGAGAGAUGAAUCAGAUCGACACAAUGCCCUGUCUUCCUAAUCCACUUCAACUCUCACUAGAACAUUUGAUUCGCCCAGCAAUCGUUAUGAUUGCUCUCGGCUUGGCUACCUUCUUGCAACCAUACUGUCUUCGCUCACGUCACGCCAUUGCCGCAUAUUUUUACCCGGAGCGUCAAAAAGAAAGAGUCACUUACCUUUAUAGCGAGAUGCUUCGUCGAAGGCAAGCCCUGAAAGCCAGCAUGCAGCACCAUAUUCCCGGAAGGUUGGAUGAAAACAGAAACGUCGCCGAAACAAUCAGCAAUGGCAGCAGAUUGGUCAAGACACUUAAUUGGUUGGGUUGUUUCCACCGUUGUUGCCUUUUGUGCGGCUGUCAAGGAUCUACCAACGGAGUUUUGAAGAUCUUUUCAAAAGAAGAAGAAUAUAAAAUCUGCAAUCGAAGCCCAGACUGCCCAGCUUUCUAUUGCGCUUCUUGUUGGAAACACCUAGGAAACUGUGCUGUUUGUGGGAAAAGUGAAACAAAUUAAUCUAACCAGUUAAAAACAUAAAAAGGAAUAUUGAUAAUUUGAUACAUCUUCCCAAUUCCCAGGUUGUUAAAUACACGAAAUUUUUAAAAAUUUAA